Talaromyces stipitatus ATCC 10500 is the source of this 357-nucleotide messenger RNA. RefSeq lists its product as uncharacterized. Gene Ontology annotation, cellular component: mitochondrial inner membrane. The coding region runs from base 1 to 357 and encodes 118 amino acids. NCBI's taxonomy places the organism in Eukaryota, Fungi, Ascomycota, Eurotiomycetes, Eurotiales, Trichocomaceae. Gene Ontology annotation, biological process: pyruvate import into mitochondria. The transcript has 4 exons. The record is from RefSeq and is a predicted model, not a curated record.
AUGUACGCCGCCAUCAAAGCUAUCAAUACAAAAAUCCGCUCUAAUAAGGCUCUUGACUAUUUCUGUUCUACGCAUUUCUGGGGCCCUGCCUCCAAUUUUGGCAUACCGAUUGCCGCUGUUGCGGAUAUCCAGAAGGACCCUGAAAUGACGAAUGACGGGCGCCUUCAUGCUCACCUCGGCCUUGUUGAUGAGAUAUUCCCUUGCAGUGAGGCCCAAGAACUAUUUGUUAUUCGCAAUGCACACAGUCAAUCUUGGUGCUCAGUCGAUCCAGGCGAUGCGAUUCGUAAAUUAUUGGUACUUGCAUUGUGGCACGGUCCCGGAAAAUUUCAGACGCAAGACCGGAGGGACCGGCAAUAA